AGUUGCUACACUGAGAUACCUACUCACUCACAGUAUUUUACUCCCCGUCAAAACUAAAAUUCUAGAUUAAUUUUCCCCCUCGAUCGGCGCUCGCCGGAGCCGGAUUCUCCGUACUCAAGCUCCGAGGUGCUCCGAUUUCUCAAGGUUCCCUCAAGAAUGGAUCACGGUUCGGAUGAGGAUUCGGUGAGUGAAUCUGAAAUGGAGGUGUAUGAAGAAAAAACUUAUGAUAAGCUGAAGAAGGGAAGUGUCCAGGUGAAAAUAUCUGACCAAGCUUAUACUUGUCCUUAUUGCCCCAAGAAGAGAAAACGAGAUUAUCAGUACAGGGAACUCCUCCAACAUGCUUCUGGUGUGGGAAACAGCUGUUCAAACAAAAGAACUGCUAAAGAAAAGGCAAACCACCUAGCUUUGGUGAAAUACUUGGAAAAAGAUAUAGUUGCAGCAAAUGGUUCUUCAAAAUCCAUUGACGACAGCAAUUCUGAAAAUGGUUAUGGGAAUGAUGAGAAAUUUGUGUUUCCUUGGAUUGGGGUUGUGGUUAACAUCCCAACUAGAAAGGCAGAGGAUGGACGAUCCGUAGGAGAAAGCGGAUCCAAGUUGAGGGAUGAGUAUAAAGCAAGGGGAUUCAACCCAACGAGGGUUCGCCCACUUUGGAAUUACCGUGGUCAUUCAGGAACUGCUAUUGUUGAAUUCCAUAAAGACUGGCAGGGGCUACACAAUGCCAGAUCAUUUGAGAAGGCUUAUGAGGCUGAUCAUCGUGGGAAAAAGGAUUGGAACAACAAUGGUGAACCAAAGUCUGGUCUUUAUGCUUGGGUAGCCCGUGCCGAUGACUUCCAUUCCACAGGUAUAAUAGGGGAACAACUCCGCAAGAUAGGAGACCUUAAAAGCAUUUCCGAGAUAAUGGAGGAAGAAGCUCGGAAGCAAGAGAAACUUGUAUCUAAUUUGACAAACAUCAUUGAGGUUAAAAAACAGCACAUAAAAGAGAUGGAAGAAAGAUGCACCGAGACUUCAUCGACUCUUAAUAGUGUAAUGCAAGAAAAGGAAAAACUUGUUCAAGCUUAUAAUGAAGAGUUAAAAAAGAUACAAGUAAGUGCCCGAGAUCACUUCCAGAAGAUUUUUAGUGACCAUGAAAAGCUUAAGUUGCAGCUGGAAUCUCAUCAAAGAGAGCUGGAGUUGCGUGGAGCUGAACUGGAAAAGCGUGAGGCAAAAAAUGAGAUUGAUAGAAAAAAUUUAGCCGAAGAAAUUGAAGAGAAUGCCAAAAGAAAUAGUUCACUACAAUUGGCUGCUUUGGAGCAACAGAAGGCUGACGAAAAUGUAAUGAAACUAGCUGAAAAUCAUCAGAGGCAGAAAGAGGAAUUUCAUAAUAGAAUAAUUCAGCUAGAGAAACAAAUCGAUCAAAAACAAGCGCUGGAGUUGGAAAUUGAGCAAUUGAGAGGGACAUUGAAUGUGAUCAAACACAUGGGGGAUGAUGGUGAUAUGGAAGUUAUGGAAAAGGUCGAAGCAACACUUAAAGAACUGAGAGAAAAGGAGGGGGACCUUGAAGACUUGGAAGCAUUAAACCAAACUCUUAUUGUAAAAGAGCGUAAAAGCAAUGAUGAGCUUCAAGAAGCUCGAAAAGAGUUGAUUAAUGUAAUUAGUUUUGUAGACAUCAUCAAGCAGUUUUUGCAUUUUGGAAGAAAGUAUAGCGAGGAAGUAGCAGAGGAAAGAGCUUCUGAAAUCUGCUCUUUGUGGGUUGAAUAUCUGAAAGAUCCAGAUUGGCAUCCUUUCAAAUGCAUUAAAGUUGAAGGAGAAGAAGAAGAACACCAGGAAGUGAUAGAUGAUGAAGAUGAAAAGCUACAAGAUCUGAAACAUGAAAUGGGUGUAGAUGUCUACCUGGCAGUCAUAGCAGCUCUAAAGGAGAUAAAUGAAUACAACCCAAGUGGAAGGUAUAUAAUCUCAGAACUAUGGAAUUAUGCAGAUGGAAGGAAGGCAACACUAAAAGACGGAGUUGUACAUCUACUGACGAUGUGGGACACAAGCAAACGCAGGAGGGGAAUGCUUUGAAGGAUCUUGGCUUCCCACAGAGACAACAUGAUCAAAGUGAAUGGCAUCCUCCAUAUUUGUAUGUAAGCAUUUAAGCUGCUGUGUUAUCAGUAGGAAAUAAUAUUUGAUGUGAUCUUAAGUUUUCAGGCUCUUCUAGUCCCUUCUGUUAUGUCAGAUGAAGACCCCUUUAACUAGAAUUCCAAGGCAUGCAUUGCUGUAGACUUAUGGUUGCAUUUUUACCCUGUCUUUUAGAAGAGUCUGCUUCAUGUAGGCAAUGACGCCAUUGUAAUAAUGAUGAACUCCUAGCUAGCUGUGUGGCUCCUGUAUGACUAUAAACGCCAUUGUGACAA
Molecule: messenger RNA, 2366 nt
Organism: Rubroshorea leprosula
Lineage: Eukaryota; Viridiplantae; Streptophyta; Magnoliopsida; Malvales; Dipterocarpaceae
Source: the annotation of a GenBank genome assembly